AGGAGGCCCGGCACUUGACUUUCCCCGGAAGUCGGAGUUUGAUAAAUACUUGAAACAAAAAGGAACCCGUCAAAUUUCGGGAGAACUCUGCAGUAGUCCUUCGUGAGGUGCUCAUCCUCCGGCUCCGCACGGUGACACGGGAUUUUGCAGCUAAAAUAAAAACGUAUACAAAAAUGUUCCUGCUUAUCCCGGGCCUGGUGCUUCUCUGGCUUGUCUAUCGUUGGUACAAGGAGAGGGAACGAGUGACCAACAAAAGAGAUAAAUACGUCUACAUCACUGGCUGUGAUACUGGCUUUGGUAAUCUGUUAGCGAAGCACUUGGACAAGCUGGGCUUCUCCGUGAUUGCAGGCUGCUAUACCGAGAAAGGUGAAGACGAGCUGAAGAAGAGCGCCUCUGACAGACUGACGACCCUUCACCUCAACGUCACUGACUCUGAAAGUGUCGCCAAAGCAGCCGCUUUCAUCAAGGAUCUGGUUGGGCAGAAGUACCUGUGGGCUGUAGUGAACAACGCUGGAGUCGGUCUCCCAUCUGGCCCCAAUGACUGGCUCACCAUAGAUGAUUUCAAGUUCAUGAUAGACGUCAACCUUAUCGGUGUAAUCGAUGUAACACUGAGCGUCCUUCCUCUCAUCAAGAAGACCAGAGGCAGAGUGGUGAACAUGGCCAGCGUGUUUGGGAGAAUCAGCGCGUUUGGCGGGCCGUACUGCGUGUCGAAGUUUGGAGUGGAGGCCUUCACUGACAGUCUGCGUUUAAAUAUGGCUCAUUUUGGAGUCAAAGUGUCCUGCCUUGAGCCUGGCUUCUUCAAAACGGGUUUGACGGAUGUGACAAUUCUGCAGAACGGCUUUACUAAACUUUGGGAGAGGUUACCUCAGGAUGUGAGGGAUGACUAUGGAAGUACUUUCUUUGAGGAUUCUCUUGUUUUGUGUGAAGGGAGACUUAAACAGCUGGCAGACGGGAACUUGAUGAAGGUGGUCAACUGUAUGGAGCACGCAGUCUCUGCCGUUCAUCCUCGGGCUCGUUACACCGUGGGAUGGGAUGCAAAGUUCGUCUGGCUGCCUCUGUCCUACAUGCCAACCUGGUUCACUGACAAGUUUUUCCACAGCACUAAUCACAAACCAAAAGUAUCUGUACUGUAGGUUCCUUAGAGUUUGGGUCAAACAUGAUGAGUAUCACUCCAACAAAAAUGAGUGCUUAAACUGACCACCUCAUCUCAUGCCUAAAUCAUUAAAUAAGCCUCAUCCUCUAGAUUGUUAAACUUGUUUUUUUCUCCUGCCAUAUUGAUUAUAGCCUUUAUGUCUUUAGUCACGUGGUAUAGAUCUGAACACCGCCUUCAAAGCUUCUGUUCUGAAUGGACUUUGGCUGCUCUUUUUCUGUUACUUGUUAAUUUCCUCUUAAUAAACUCAGAAGACUGGA
Cheilinus undulatus (humphead wrasse) is the source of this 1410-nucleotide messenger RNA. RefSeq names its product dehydrogenase/reductase (SDR family) member 9 (gene dhrs9). The record is from RefSeq and is a predicted model, not a curated record. Bases 174 to 1133 code for a protein of 319 amino acids. NCBI's taxonomy places the organism in Eukaryota, Metazoa, Chordata, Actinopteri, Labriformes, Labridae. Gene Ontology annotation, molecular function: oxidoreductase activity. The transcript is spliced from 5 exons.